AGAAAUGGACGAAUCAUAAUCGAAGAAUAGGAGAAUAAUCGACUAUGAUUCGUCAAUUUUUUACGGUUACAUGGGGAGGAAAAGAGGAAAUCGUGCAAGAAAUUUUAAGAGCUAAAAAGAAUAGGCCUGUAUAUUUGGAGUUUGGUGAAAGCGAGAGAGAAAAUUUUAGUGCAGCUAAAAAGAACAAACCCGUUAUAUUUCAGUGGAUUGUCCCCCCUGGUUGCGUGCGAUUACAGUUUGUCAGCUUGUCAGCACUUGUCAUUAGGAACGCAGAUACGCAUUGCUCGUUUUCGUCGAUCGACCCCGAUCGACCGCGGUCGAUCGUCGUCACUGCCGCCGCUCCGCACUGCAACAGGAGUUCGCUCGCCCGCGGCGGUCAAUUGAUGUCAAUCCACGGGGAAGAUCGCCGCAGGACGAUCGACGUCGCCAAUGGCUCGCUCCGCGACGGUCUCCCCGUCCCGGUGUCGCGUUCCCCCUUGAAAUGAUCCACGACGGAGCCCCGGAGAAGGACCCGACUCGAGAUCGUCCGAGACGAUGGCCUCGGCUUCAGUCGCCGAUCCGGCGAGGAUUCUCGCGCUGAUCGAACAGCUGUGCGAUCUGCCGUACACAGAGGUGCAGCUGCGGCUGAACAGAUAUAUACAGGAUGCGACAAAUGCAAGACUAGUCUUCCUCAUAUCAGUACUGGUAGAAUCCGAGGAGAUGGUUAUACAUGUGAUAGGUGAAGAAAUUUUGGAUAGAGAAUUGAGAUUUCUUAUACCAAACAAUGUUUUACAUGAGGCUGUGAUAAAUAAAACAUCAUUAGCUUUGACUGUUGCGCAACUUGACAAAGAAUUAUUAAAAUAUAUUAAUAGAAUAAUGGACACGACACCUCAGUUCCUCUUAACGAUCCCAAUACAGCAUCCUUUCAAGCAUCAUACAGCUUUGCUUGUGUGCCUGGUAGAUUAUGUGGAUGGAGAUGAAGCUAGGCAUGCUUGUACAGAGACAGUUCAAGAAUGUUUUAGGUUUUGCCUUGGAUAUUUGCUUAGUUCAUUACGUUGCUAUGAAGAAACACGUGUGAAACAGCAGUGUCAAGAUCUAUUAGCUGUCUCUAGGAAGCUUUUCACACAUUUAGGAGACUUUCCUGAUCUUUUGCGUGAGAUUAUGGCAGAAGUCAGAAAAUUAACAAAUGCAGAGAGAUGUUCAUUAUUUCUUUUGGAUCCUGAUGAACAAGAUUUGGUUGCCAAAGUAUUUGAUGGCAUUUCUACAGGAGAAACUAUGAGCGAAAUGAGAAUACCUAUUGGACAAGGUAUAGCUGGUCAUGUUGCAACUACUGGUAAAUUACUCAAUAUUCGAGAUGCUUAUAAUCAUCCUCUUUUUUAUCGUGGAAUUGACGAAGUAACAGGAUUUAAGACUAGAAAUAUUUUGUGCUUUCCAAUACGGGAUGAAAAGGGCAUUGUCGGAGUGGCUCAAUUAUGUAAUAAGAUAAACGGUUUAUAUUUCGAUGCCUUUGAUGAACAAAUUGCGACAGCAUUUAGUAUCUAUUGUGGUAUAUCAAUAAUGCAUAGUAUUGUUUAUAAAAAAAUGCAGGAUGCUCAAGCUCGAAAUAAACUUAGCAAUGAAAUAAUGAUGUAUCACAUGAAGGUGGAAGAAUCCGCUGUUCAAGCGUUGUUAAAUUGUAGAGAUGAUCAUAAUAUUAAGGAUUUUAACAAAUUCCACUUCAGUCCAAGAAAUGUACCUUAUAAACAUAUACCUUGCUAUACUAUUAAAAUGUUCACAGAUUUGAAUUUCUUAAAGCAUUGGAGAAUUAAAAUCUCAACACUCGCGAGGUUUAUAUUAUAUGUUAAAAAAGGUUAUCGAGAUGCACCUUAUCAUAAUUGGACACAUGCAUUUUCUGUGGCACACUUCGCUUAUCUGCUGAUAAAGAACAUGCAGCUUAUUGAGGAAAAUUACAUGUCACCUUUACAGGCUGUGGUGUUUCUUGUAUCAUGUUUAUGUCAUGAUAUAGAUCAUAGGGGAACUAACAAUUCGUUUCAAAUGAAGUGCGGCACCGUAUUAGCAAAUCUUUAUAGUUCAGAAGGAUCUGUUAUGGAGAGACAUCAUCUUGCACAAACGAUGUGCAUAUUAAAUACUGAAGGUUGCAAUAUAUUUGAAAGCUUUGAUAGCAAUGAAUAUAGCGAAGCUUUGGAUUUACUACGAAGCAAUAUACUUGCGACUGAUUUAGCUUCUCAUUUUCGUAUUAUAAAAAAUCAGGAAGAAAUGAUUCGUAAUGGAUAUAACAAAGAUGAUCCGAAACAACAGAAGCUGCUAUUUGAAAUGCUUAUGACUUGUUGCGAUUUGAGUGAUCAAACCAAAGAUUGGAAACUUUCAAAGAAAACAGCGGAGCAAAUAUUCGAUGAAUUUUUUUCGCAAGGUGACUUAGAAAAAAGUAUGGGCAACGCGCCUGUUGAAAUGAUGGACAGGGAACGUGCGUCCAUUCCCGAUCUUCAAAUAGAAUUUAUUACUAACUUGGUUAUUCCUGUCUUUACUAAUCUGUCAUUAUUAUUCCCGUUGGCGCAACCUCUAGUUCAUAUGUUGCAACAGAAUUGUUCACUGUGGGAAGUGGCCAAGACCAUAUUUCAAAAAUAUUCGACGAACGGAACGAAAGGAAUAGACAUUUUACUUGAUCCCAAUUUUGAAGAUGAAGUGCUUAAGACAUUUGCUCAAAAACGUCAAUGUUCUAUAGGAAAUCUUGACGAGUGCAGAGAAAGCGGAGAAUAAUUUAAAAUAGAUUUAAAAGAAAACAUCAAAAUUUUAAUAUCAUUAAAUUUGGAAUCUGCACGUAAAAUUUCUGAUAUUGCAACAAUGUUCCAUUCAUAAUAUUGUGAUAGAUCUUUUACAAAUUGCAUUUUAUUAUAAAAAAGUCGAGAAAUUUCACAGAUUGAUCUACUUUUCUGAGAAUAUAUUUAAAUUUAAGUAAUGAAGAAUCAAAAUGUGAUUUUAAAAAAGCAAUGAGCUUGUUAUACUUAAUCAAAGAUAGAUGUAGAUAAUUCGCGUAAAUAAUCAAAGGAAAGAUCAGGUAAUCAUUAGAUGUAUAUUAUGCACUGCCAAUUUAAAUGAUCUGUGUUGCACAUAACCUAAUAUUGAUAAUUGUAUAUGAUAAAUUUCAAAAGUUAAUUCCAUAAUUUAUAGUUUAUUAAUAUAUGGAUAUAUAAGAAGUUAUAUUAUAUCCGUGUCUCGCGUAUACAUUGUUAUUAAUUAUAACUUAUCACACACACACACACACACACACAC
Messenger RNA from Pogonomyrmex barbatus (red harvester ant), 3249 nucleotides. RefSeq names its product cGMP-dependent 3',5'-cyclic phosphodiesterase. Gene Ontology annotation, biological process: signal transduction. The record is from RefSeq and is a predicted model, not a curated record. NCBI's taxonomy places the organism in Eukaryota, Metazoa, Arthropoda, Insecta, Hymenoptera, Formicidae. Gene Ontology annotation, molecular function: protein binding; 3',5'-cyclic-nucleotide phosphodiesterase activity.